CGUGGAAUUCCGGCGGCGAAUAUGUGUGGGCCGCAUCGUUAUUUUUGGGCCGAAGACAGAACUGGGCUCUCGCUGGAGUAACGAGUUCUCUCUGUUCGAGUCUCCCCUAACGUACUGUCUGGUCACCGCAACUCCGCAAGGCGGCUUCCCAAGGCGGCGGCGCUUCCUUCUCUCCGAGAGAGAGAGAGAGAGAGCAGAACAGAGUAGAGCUGUGUAGCCAUGGCAUGGGAGGUGGCUGUAGAAGAGGAGGAUUACGGGGAGGAGAUGGCGGCGUCGGAGUCGGAGGCGGAGGACGUUGUGGUGGGGCAGAUGCCGACGGUGAUGGUGCCCAAGCACAUCAACAAGCGUUCCCUCAAGAACAAGGCGCUCUCCGUCACCCUCGACAAGAAAGCUCUCAGGGAUUUCGUGACUGGGUUCCACAAGAGGAAGAAGAAGAGAAGAAAAGAAGCACAGAAGGUUUUGCAGGAGAAGGAGAGGAAGAAGAGAAUCGAGGAGCGCAAGAGGAGAAAACAAGAGAAGGAGAUUGCUCUAUAUGGUAGAGUACUAUCAUCAGAUGAUGCUGGAUUAGAAAAUGAAGAUAUUGGCGAUGAUGGCGAGGAGGUGGAAAAUGAUGAAACUUUGUCUGAAAUCAAAACUUAUGAAGAUGAUGCAACUAGAAUCACAGUGACCACUAGUGAAAUUACUCCUGAAGAUGAUGACAUUGGACCGAGAACUGUUGGCUCCAUGUCGAUGAGCUACACCAACAAGAAUCCUAGCUCAGUGGCCAAGAAGAACUCUAGCUUAGGCGUGAAGAAGAAGCCACAGAAGAGAACGUUCAAGAACAAGAGCAAGAGCAAGGCGAAAAAGGGCGACAAGAAGCGGGCCGCGGUAAAGGGUAAAAAGAAGGGCAGAGGACGGAACUAGUGUUUCCAGUCUGUAGAGAAGAAUGGUAUGGCUGACUGGGUCACUGGGCUGUGGGUAACCUCAUAUAAUUUGCUCUGCUGUCUGCACUUGCUUGUUGCUCAUCCAUACGGGGCUGGUAUGCUAAGCUGCGAGUUGUGCUGCUAAGAUGUUGAGUUGAGCUCUGCAUGUCGGCUGUCAAUCUCAGGGUGUCCAUCCAUGAAAGAACUGUUUUAAUCCUAGUUGAGAUAAUUUUCGUGAUAGUUUUUUGCCCUU
This is a messenger RNA of Panicum hallii, 1155 nucleotides long. Its product is annotated as ribosomal RNA-processing protein 17-like. The record is from RefSeq and is a predicted model, not a curated record. Gene Ontology annotation, molecular function: RNA binding. The coding region runs from base 220 to 903 and encodes 227 amino acids. Lineage: Eukaryota; Viridiplantae; Streptophyta; Magnoliopsida; Poales; Poaceae. The transcript is spliced from 5 exons. Gene Ontology annotation, cellular component: nucleolus.